AUGGCCAGGCACGACUCCAACACCCUCAUCAAGUUUGCUAAUGACACAACAGUGUAUAAGGGACAGGUUCAUCUCCAUAUCUUUGAGGACUGGUGUGGCAGCUCUACAGCUCAGCUCCGCAAGAACCUGCACUACCCACUUUACCCACACUAUAGAACCACUGUAAAGAAGCUGGUUGUUUCUCCCAGAUGGACCAACUAUGGCCUCAGGAUCUUUGGCUAUCUCCACCCCUAUACUGACAGUGAGUUUGUGUUUGCGGUGAGCUCUGAUGAUAACUCUGAGUUCUGGCUGAGCCAGGAUGACUCUCCACUCAACCUGCAGCUACUGACCUGGAUCGGCAAGACUGGCAUGGAGUGGACGGCACCUGGUGAGUUUGGGAAGUACGCCAGUCAGACAUCCAGACCGGUUAGGCUGUCAGUUCAGAGGAUGUACUUCUUUGAGAUCGUCCAUAAACAAAACGACAGAGGAACAGACCACAUGGAGGUGGCGUGGCAGCUGAACCAGGAGGGUCUAAGCUUUACAGUCAUCAGCUCCAAGUACAUAUCCCUCUACACCAAUGAGUCCGCUAUGAGGAUCAGUGACGCCACUCACAUACCCCAAACGGCCGCCAGUCACACCCGCACGCCUAGCAACCAGCCUGACAACCAGCUGAGCAGCCAGCCUGUGACCGACAUGCGUUGAGUUGACCCACGGGACACCCUCUACCAGAUCCCUGCCCUAGACAGUAGGUACCUACAUGGUGUGUUACCUGACUGCUCCUAUAAACCAAGCUACAUCAUCAAAGGCUUCCCUCUACUGCGAUACCAUGGCCUGCAGUUUGUCCACAUGUCCUACAUCUACCCCAAUGACUACACACGGCUCACACAGAUGGAGACAGAAAACACCUGCUUCUACCACAACAGUCCCCUAGACCUGGACAGGUGA
Messenger RNA from Salvelinus namaycush (lake trout), 924 nucleotides. RefSeq names its product beta-1,4-N-acetylgalactosaminyltransferase 3-like. The transcript is spliced from 10 exons. The record is from RefSeq and is a predicted model, not a curated record. Gene Ontology annotation, molecular function: acetylgalactosaminyltransferase activity. NCBI's taxonomy places the organism in Eukaryota, Metazoa, Chordata, Actinopteri, Salmoniformes, Salmonidae.